Molecule: messenger RNA, 1815 nt
Organism: Tricharina praecox
Lineage: Eukaryota; Fungi; Ascomycota; Pezizomycetes; Pezizales; Pyronemataceae
Product: kinase-like domain-containing protein
Exons: 5
Coding region: 1-1815 (604 amino acids)
Biological process (GO): intracellular signal transduction; peptidyl-serine phosphorylation
Molecular function (GO): protein serine/threonine kinase activity; ATP binding
Source: RefSeq, a predicted model, not a curated record
AUGAACAACAACGGCGGGAGAGAUCCCAACUACACCCCGACACCAAACUCUAUGUAUCAGCAGUUUUACGGUCAACAGCCACCGAACCAGCAACCUGGCUAUCCCCAGCAGCAGCAACAGCAACAACAGUUCCCGCCACAGGGAUUCCCUAGCCAGCAGCAGCAGUUUCAGCAACAGCAACAGUUUCAACAACAGCAGCAGUUCCAACAGCAACAGCAGCAACAGUAUGGCAGUGGAUAUGAUGCUAAUGGGUUGGCGAACCAGCUUCAAAACCAGCAUCUGUCGGCCAGACAGUCAGGUCGUCCGGGAUCUCCCCAGCGGCCGCGCACAUCCGGUUCUACGCAGGCGUCGGGUAGCUUGAACAACGACUACGUGAUUUUCAACCGUGAUGAUAGCUUGUUCUCGCCCUCUACCAAGGAGCGGGCGAAGGCCUUGAAGCUGAAGGUCGAGCUCCACUACAACCAGAGCGUCAACCACGCGGUGGAGAGGAACCAAAGGCGUGUCGAGCUAGAACAGGAACUUGCGGGCGAGGCUCGCAUGUCGGAAGAGCGCAAGAACCGGCGACGAAAGCAACUCGGAAACCAGGAAUCAUCGUUCCUGCGAUUGCGGCGACUACGCCUUACUGCCGACGACUUCAUGACCGUGAAGGUUAUCGGAAAGGGAGCUUUCGGAGAAGUCAGGCUGGUGCAGAAGAAGGAUACCGGAAAGAUCUACGCCAUGAAGACACUGCUCAAGUCCGAGAUGUUCAAGAAAGACCAGCUUGCACACGUCAAGGCGGAACGAGAUGUUUUGGCAGAUUCGGACUCCCCAUGGGUUGUCAACCUUUUCUACUCCUUUCAGGAUGCAGUCUAUCUGUACCUGAUCAUGGAGUUCUUGCCCGGUGGUGACCUGAUGACCAUGCUCAUCAAGUAUGAGAUCUUCACCGAGGAUGUCACGAGAUUCUACAUGGCACAGUGCGUGUUGGCUAUCGAGGCUGUUCAUAGACUCGGUUUCAUCCAUCGUGAUAUCAAGCCCGACAACAUCCUGAUCGACAAAGAUGGACAUAUCAAGCUGUCCGACUUCGGAUUGUCGACCGGUUUCCACAAGACUCACGACCAGGCAUACUACCAACGCCUUCUAGAAAACAGCUCAAGUCCUCCCGCCGCCGAUCAGGGAACGCGCCCUAGAAACUCGGUGAUGGUCGACGCAAUCCACCUGACCGUGUCCAACCGCAACCAGAUCAACACCUGGAGGAAAUCUCGCCGGUUGAUGGCCUAUUCAACAGUCGGUACCCCUGACUACAUUGCGCCAGAAAUCUUUUUGCACUCUGGAUACGGGCAGGAGUGUGACUGGUGGAGUUUGGGAACGAUCAUGUUCGAGUGCCUUGUUGGAUGGCCCCCAUUCUGUGCCGAGGAUGCCCACGAGACCUACAGGAAGAUUGUGAACUGGCAGACUCAGCUGUACUUCCCGGAGGAGAUCCUGUUGAGCCCAGAAGCCGAGGACCUCAUCAGGAACCUCAUCACUUCUGCCGACAAGCGACUGGGAAGGCACGGCGCCGACGAGAUCAAGGCACAUCCGUUCUUUGCCGGUGUCAACUGGGACAGCCUCCGCGGAAUCGAUGCCCCAUUUAAGCCCCAGUUGACCUCCAUCACCGAUACUUCAUACUUCCCCACGGAAGAGCUGGAGAACGUACCCGAAAGGCCAGAAGUGGCAGCUGCACGCGCCAACGCCGGGUCGACAUCACAGCCCGUCCAGAUCGGCGAGGAGACUGGAUUGCCGUUCAUCGGAUACACUUACACCAGAUUCAACCGUCUCAGCCGUCAAGGUGGAUUGUAA